AACUGCUCACAACAAGGUCUGUGGAUUAUCUUGAAUAUUUGGGUCAUGAUUUCUGGACAGAGACAUUGCUGUUGAGUUUCUGAAAUACAUUUUUUUGGGGCAGAUUGAACACUGCAGGCCAGUCUAGUUCUAUAUAUUGGACAGAAGGCAGACAUCUCUACAGCCAAUAUCUCCAGCACUCAGCAACUAACAAGACUGCACUACAGGUAAAAUGUUGGGGUGAACUGUCUCUUUAAAUAUGACUAAUGCAGCAAAUAUUAAAAUAGGCUUAUAAGACUUUAUUAAUCCCACACUGGGGGAAAUCAGAAGAAAAGAAUAAAGAGAAGAGAACAAAGGAAAAAAUGAGUAAAGUGCUGAAUAGGAUAAAAAUAUGCUAAAAUACAAAUAAGAUCAAAUAAAGAUAAAUUAAUAUAAAAUCUGUCUUCACCUUUCACUCAUACAGAUAUUAUAUGUCCAUGACUGAUAGUUGCACAGGGUAUAUACUGUAUCACACACACGCUGUGUCGUAUUUCUUCACUGUCAAUAUGUAGAACUAUUUAACUGUUGUUGCACACAUAACUCUAGAUGUUACCAGUGUAUUGAACUGAAAUAUACAAAAGCAUCCUUUCCAGUUGUUUUUGUCUUCAAUCACUGCACGCUGGAUUUGUCUGAUUUGCUUUAAUUUCACGUGAGUAAAUAAAAAAAUCCAGAGAUUUAGCUUGUGUUUCUCGUUCAGACGGCUGUGUGUUCAUGUUCACACUGUGGUUUCAGUCUGAGGUUUUCAGGUGAGAAAAACACUCGAAGUAGAGCCAACAGCAUACAGUCAGUGUCAGUGCUGCUUACCAACCUGAGCAUGUGUGAUAUCUGCUGUUAUUAUAAAUGAAGUCUACAGUGAACUGGAUGUUUCAGUCAGAUUCUGUGGAGUCUGAAGUUUGUGUGACAGAAAAUCUUAAUAAACAGUUUCACCUAUAUUUGGUGUCUUCAGCAUGAAGCACUUCACAAAUGAAAAGCAGCACUUUGAGCUGUUUUUCUUGAACUGAACCUUUAACCUUUUGAAUGUCAAAUCUUAUAAUGAGCUAAUUUCAUGCUUGAGGUCUCUUUUAUCUUCACAUGAACACACACCUUGUUUCACUUCUGGGUUUUCCCUGUAAAGCUUUUGAAGUUAGAAGCGGAAAAUAACCAGUGAAAGGAAAUCACAAAAAGCUUGAAAAAGCCUCCGUCUCUGCUGAUUUUUCCUCAAACACAGUCGACACAGGGACUAUGAACAUCAGCAACCAGCCAAAUGAGGAGAGACCUCUUUCACACUGACAGUGUAAGUUUGUUUUAUAAACUUUAAAGACAGAUCAUGUGCAUUUACUGUCAGUUUAGAGACAGCAGUGAAUGUAAUAUGGAUCGACUGUGUUUGCCUUGUUGUUCAUCAGCACAUUUUAAGUUACUGUAAAAACUCUUUGAAGUGUCGGACUUGUGGAAACAAAAUAAUGAGGUUGCUGUGAAGCUACGGUCAGCAUCUUUUUCAAAGUUAAAAACUGAUGCCACGCAGCAUGUUACAUGUCAGGUUGAUCACUUGAUUAUCUGCUAACUGCAGCAUGUUUAAUGGGAGCAGCUUCUCAGCACACUGACAUUUAAAGACUUUGUGGUGAUGAAAAACAGGCAACUUAUGUAGGGCACUGAAGUACUGACUCUAACGUUCAAAGUUUCUGCAUUUACCCAGAUACCACCAAACUAGGUCACUGGCCUCGUUAAGAUGUUUCAUUCUCACAGCAGAGAUCAUUCUAAUCAGAUGCAUCUCACAAGGCAAGCUGAGGAAGAGGAAGAUGUUACGAUGAAGAGAAAUGUGUCCUGAUAAGAAAACCUUAAAGCCAUUAAGAAGAAAAGCAGACGGCAUGAAAUUCUGACAGAACGUCUCCUGUCGGCAGAUGGCUGAGCUGCUGAGUCAUCCUGAGUGGGUUCUAAGAGAUUAAGAAAGAUGAGCUGAGAUGAAUCUCCCCUCACACCCCUGGAGAUUCGUUAUUAUACUCCUCUGUUUUUCCAUUGAGUGUUUCCCUCUGCUCCCUGCUGGCUGCCAGCAUUUAAACGUCCAUGGCCACAUGACAGUCGAACCAGCUCUGCCCUUCCUGUUGGGCUCAAACCUGACCGUGUACUGCCACGUCACAGACAUCGUAUCAUGUCACCGGAGUUUCAAAAUAUACCUGGAGCUGAACGAUGAGACUGUGAAUUCUUGGGAGAGAGUCAGCUGCACCUCGAUGAUAUUCAAUCUGUUCAAUGUCUGGAAGCCGCGAUCGAAAGUGAUCUGCAAGCUGAAGACUGAUCAGCUGCCUAAGAUCGUCGAUGGAAAGGACCUUCAUGGUGGACUCCCUCCAGAUAAACCUGAAAAUAUUACCUGUGAAACAUCACAGAGCUCAGAUUUUAUAGGCUGCUCAUGGGAGAGAGGACAGGAAACGUACCUCCCUACGACCUACAACAUUUCAGUCUACAGAGAAAAUGGGACCCAAAUACUGUCGGAUCAGAUCCAGGACGCUGGAGAAAUCACCAUACAGCGAGCAGCGAUAGACGAAAACACUACAUACCACUUGAAUAUCACCGCUUACAACCACUUAGGAGCAUCACGGUCUGAUCCAUUCUUCCUCUUUGUAAAGGAUAUAGUGAUACCGGAGAGCCCUCGUAUUGUGCAGGUAGAAUUUGGGAAUAACUCAGCGGCUGUGUUGCAAUGGGAAACAGCUGACUCCUCAGAGCAUCUCACAUCUGAUGUCAGGCUCCGCACAGAUAAAGGCUCCUGGGAAGUGGGAGCGGGAACAGAGCUCAGUGGGGGUCUGAUACGAGUUGAUGGUCUGAGGCCUCUGACUGAAUAUGAGUUCCAGAUGAGAACAUGUCACUCACCAUCAGGACGCACUAACACACCCAGGUUAACCUCCGGCAAAAGAUUGUCUUGCAGCAAAUGGAGCCCAUCCAUCAAAGGGACAAGUCCUGGAAAAGGUCCAUCUCAGCAGUUGCAUGUGUGGAGGAUGUUAGACGGCACGGUGACGAACCAGCAGCCGGAGGUGACUGUUCUGUGGAAGCCUCCAUCUCCAGAGGAUUACAGUGGAGCGUUACAUCAGUACAAGAUCUUUCUGGGUAAUGACCACAAACAGGAAGUGACCUGUCGUGCUGCUUUGAGUCAGUUUUCACUUCCAGUACCAGCCGAGGUCCGGGCACUGAGCAUCAGUGCUGUCACCUCGUAUGGGUCGUCUCCACCGGCUGAGGUGCCACUCAGACACUCAGGUGAUUCUGGACCUGUUCUGAGACAGCUGGCUCCUGCUCCUGCUGACAGAGCUGUGUUUGUCUCCUGGUCGUGGCGAGGGAACAAACACUGGUCGACAUCUGGAGACCUGCUGCUGCACUAUGUGUUAGAAUGGACAAGUGUACCUGCGGCCGCGCUGCAGUGGAAACAAGUGGCUAAAGAUCAAAACAGCACUUCCAUCACAGGUCUGACUGCAGGUGUGAGGUACAACAUCUCUCUGUACGCUGUGACCAGCAGAGGUGUCAGUGCUCCAUCAUCCAGGCUCGUCUACUCUGAAGAGAAGAAGCCUGUGUCUGGUCCCAGUUUGUCAAUACUGGCUCAUGAAGCCAGACAGAUCCACAUCCGCUGGGACGAGCUGCCUGUAGACAAGCGGAGAGGCUUCAUCACAAACUACACCAUCUACCUCCAGACGCUGGACUCUAGCAACACAAAACUCAGCGUGACGGUGUCUGCCGACGGCCCCAGACAGAUGUGGUUGGACUGUCCUGAAGGAGCUCUGGCUGUGCAGCUGACUGCAUCUACCUCAGCAGGAGAAGGGCAGCCGGGGAACCGGGUCUGCUCUCAGCCUGACACCCCUGCAGUCAGCCUGGUGAUUGUGACUGUUAUCGUCCUCGCUCUCUUCGUAGCGAUCAUAGCCAACCUGAUGUGCUGGAGCUGUGUGAGGGAAAGGAUCAAACAGACAUGUAUAUCCUGUGGACCUGCCUGCCUCGAUGAGAAGUUACCAAAACCAGGAAACAGUAAUGCAAUCAGACUGCUGGAGUACGGAAGUGAACUGUCCUUCUCGUCCUCCGACAGCGACCCGCCGCUGUCCCCAAUCAGUUUAGUCUCCCAGGAAGAGAGGGAUGAAAUCUACCCCAACAUCCACGUUGAAAUAUCUCAGCUUGAAUCGGGACAAUCCACAGCGGAGACACCUCUGCUAACGUCACAUCUCCAGACGAUGCUCGUCGACGGACAGCUGGAACACGUCAGCUACAAACCUCAGAUUGCUAUGGUGCUUCCACAAGGAGAGGAGGUGAAGGAGGCAGAAGAGGAGCAGAGGGAUGUACCCACUAGUGGGGAAGAAGACGGAUGUGUGUUUAGAGGAUUCCUGGGAGACUUUCUGUCCACUGUGGAGGUGGAUUGCACUGGUCCACCUGUGGGGCUGACUCUCAGCUCUGUUGGCGAACUUUUGUGGACCAAAACACCUGGAACAACAAGUUUCUUGAAUGGAGGCUUGUUAGUGGGGGCGAGGGAGACUGAGAACAACGUGGAAGCAGACUCACCCUCGCUGGAUUUACAGCAGGGUGAAAUAAUGAUGACUGACACAGAGGAUACUUGUUUAUCUCAGUAUACAGCCGACACAAUACUGACUGGUGGUUAUUUCCCCCAGAUAGCUGCUGUGAGCGACACUGAACUCUGUGACACAUAGAGGUGGCAGGGACGACGGGAAUGACACAAAGAGGACAAUCUGCACUACUAAACGGAUUUUAUAGAAAGCAUUAUAUUCAAGCACCACCUCAUUUCAAGUGAUGACCUCAGCGAAUUUGUGUAAUCGUAGAAAAUCAUGCUUCAGGUGAUCUGUGAUUAUCACUGUAUCAGGUCUGUUCAAACCAAGUUACUAAAUGGAUCAAAAAAUGUUUAUACUGAGUUUGAAUGUUUUUCCAGUAAGUGUGUAGCAAUAGUCAUUAUAGUUAUGUUGGCACCACUUUCUAUAACGACAUACUUUAUAAAGUAACUGCUGGUUUUGUUAAUGUUUAAUUCACCUUUUAAGAUCAGCUUUUCGUCAUUGUGGGAAAAAAUCCCUUUGACUUGUAUAUACUUCCUCCUGCCAAUCGAACUAAUCACCUCUUUGGUCCAGGCUGAAAUAUUUCAACAACUGUUGGUUGGAUUGACAUGAAACCUUUUCCAGACAUUCAUGUUCCUCAGAGGAUGAAUCCUACCAACUUUGGUGAACCCCUAACUUUUCAUCCGGCACCACCGACAGGACAAAGUUUUCCCUGUGAAAUAUCUCAACAUCUACUGGACAGAUCAGUGCAACAUUUUGUUUGGACAUUCAUGGUGCCCAGAGGAUGUAUCCUAAUGACAAAACACCUUAAGUUUUCUCUUUAAGCAUGACACUUAAGGCUUAAAUUCUCACAGAAUCCCUUAAAAGGUUUCUUUGUUAAAGAAAAAACAAUAAGUCAUUUGCUGCGUUAAAAGAUAUUUCACGGUGCUAAAAAUUUCAAUGGAGAUUGUUUGUUUGGACUCACACUUGUGACGCCUGUUAUCAUCUCACAAAGUUGGCUCAUAGUUAGAUAGUGAAAAACUGGCAAAAUAAAAGAAGAUGAGAAAACCAUAUUGGACAGAGGAGGAAAAGAUUAAAGUUCUGGAGGAAUACAAUCAUAGAAAGCACAAACUACAAAGUAAAUUUGAUCCCCAAAUACGAGAAAACGAUAGUAGCUUAUCCAUCAGGUUCUCCUGGUCGCAGAACACUCUUCUCAGGGUGUGUUAGUUUUUUCAUUUAUCAUCAUAAACAUGGUCAUGUUGCAGUUAAGACAGAGUCAGAGGUACCCAGGGGCGUCAUGCAACCCCAAAAUGUGAGGGGGCACAGUUUCUAUUGACGUGACGCGUCUGGAGGUACCUUAAGUUUAUUUUUACCUUGCUUUGGUUGCUAAGGUCUUUUGUGCAACGGUCUAGGGAUUCUUUAAGUAUAAGACCAAGACAAGGAGAAAACCAUAAAUACUAAAGUGAACAUCUUAAGGAAACCGUAAGGAAAAGACUUAAGAGUGUUUUGUGCAACUGGCCCCUGACUUUUAAUUUCAUGCCACUUGACCAUUUAAAUUUUUAAUAAAAUGUCUCAACAACUACUGGAGAGAUUGCCAUUAAAUUUGGUACACAUAUUCAUGUUCCCCUCAGUAGGAGGGAAUUACUAAACAGAUGAGGAAUGACCACAUAUACUUGCAAAACAACCACAAAAAGACACAAAAUGACCUCAAAGAGAUGCAAAGAAACUGCAAAGAGACACAACACAACUACAAAAAUGCAGGAUUUACCAUUGUUAUAAAACAUAUCCUGAAUUUCUUUAAAUUUUGAACGAACAAUGUCUCAUUUAUAUUCUGAUUUUUGUUAUGUCAUGUCCAUUUUUUUUUUUUUUUUGUAGCGCUUCCUAUUGGUCGAUUUGAAUAAAACUUUCAGGGUGUGUUUCAGGUACUUAUGUGAACAGAUCCUGCAAGUCUCAUGAUAACUGUCCCAACAGUUAUUGACUUUGUUCUAUUCAUGUGCAGCGGUGUGGUAAUGUGGUGUCGUAACACCAGCCAAAAUGGACUUUGCAUAAACUGGCAACCAAAGCGUGCUUCUUUCAUCUGCCUUAUUGCUGAUAUAUAAUUGAUAAGAUAUUUAUUAGACAUUAAUUAAGUCGUAAUUGACCUAAAGUAGAGACACAAUUUGGAGUUAUCGCUACAUGCAUGCCAGUAUCAAGUCAAAAUAGCUGCUGACAGUGUCUCUGUUAUUUUGAUAUUAGGACGUGACCUCAGUAUGUUUCUAAAGUUAGCUACCGUGUUUUUCGAGUUGGUGACACUGAAUGUAAAAUUAUUCCAAAACACACCCAGAUAAAAGUCAGUUGGGGGUUUCCCUGUUACGGAUAAUGGCUCAAUGUGUGGUAUCAUAAUCUGCCACUGAACCUUACGUUUUACUCAACCAUGCACCACCUGCAGUUAGACACCGUUUUUUUAAGACUUCCUGAUGGCUGUCUCACUUCCUCAUUGAAAAUCUAAAUUUGAGUAGGGUCUCUCUUUCACGGACGUUUUAAUAAAUCUUCAGGUGCCUCGCUCUCAUUCGCAGUUAAUUCAUAAACCCUGAACCUAAUAUUGUGCCUUUGUAAAGUUGAAAUGUGGUGCAGCGACAGGGGAAAGUCCCCACUACAUCACACGUGGAUGUGAUUGAGGGAGUGAGAGACUUUGGGUUGUGUGGAAAAUGUGAUGAUGAAAAUGCAUCUGAGGGUUGUUGUGGUGUUGUGUGUGUCAUAUACUCAAAGAUAUAACCUGAACGUCAGCCUGCAGACUUUUUCAGAAUAUGGACUCACUCCUAUAUAUCCUCUAUCAUGGAUCAAACCUGCAUCUACAUCUUCUUGAUUGUGGCAGCUAACGAGCUUGUUUUUAAUAAGAAAGCUUUGUAAAUGUCUUGGCAAGAAAGUGAACUAUGUAUGGAAAUAUGGGAGGAAAAUGUUAGACAUUACAGGGAAUAAUAAUCUGUAAAUCUAUGCACCAUGUUAACUGUAAAGGCUGAUAACCGGGGAAGAAGUAUUCUGAUCCUUUGCUUAAGUAAGAAUACUAGAACUUCCCCUGUGUGCCAAGCGUUUAGGAGAACCACGAUAGUCGACACAAAAAUGUGAAUGACCCUAUCUAGAGCCAGUGUUUAGUUUGUCUGUUCUGGGCUACUGUGGAACAACAUGGCUGACUCCAUAGACGAUGACCAGGCAUACAGAUUUAUAACAAAACCCAGAUACAGGACGCCAAAAUGGCGCCUGUUCAUUGCAAUGGAUAUGGCAGGGUUGCCAACUUUUCAAAAAACCUUGGAGUGAGAACAAUUCAGCGAACAAUUUCGUUGUUUAAGCCGACACAUACAAUUUUUGUUUGUCAACUGAUUUGGUAGAUGCGAUCCUGAGCCCCCGCAUCCUAAUGGAUGUUUGGGGCGCCUGCUGAAGAUGGAUAGGGCCUUAAACCUUACAUACAAAUACCAUACAGAGAGACACAAUGGUGGUAUAGUGGGGGUCUGGGGGUCCUCCCCCAGAACAUUUUGGAUGUGGUAGAUGUGACUUCCUGCAUUCUGGUGGAUUUAGGGGUAGCUCUCCUAAUGCCUUUUGACAUAGCUGUGGAAAUUAAUCGCAAAGUCACUUUUAUGCUAUAGAUAUUUUUUCUCAGCCAGUUAUAUUCUCUUCUCACCUGUGAAGACCCUGCAUGAUCUUCCUUGCUGGCCUCUGGUCCACUGUCUCCUCCCUGACCCUGCUCUUUCAGUCAAGUGUCUCUCGGUUGACUUGAAAAGUCAUGUCCUCCCCAGCGUGUGAAACAGCCCGUAAUCAGCUGACUGUGAGGCUAGAGUUGCCCAAUCAAAGCGCAAAUAUGGACCAAUCAGAGAGUAGUUUUCCACAGAAACAUUUGGCUGCACUCCAUUUCACUCAACCGGUACGCCGGUCAGGCGGAGUCUGCCCCUUUCCUCUCCUCUCUACUCUCUGAAGUCUGGCUGCAAACUUCAACUUGAAAUUAAUUUAAAAUACUCAGCUGCCAGCCUUUUUUUUCCAGCGUUCGUCGCUGGCAUGAGAAUUGGUUGGGCAGAGUGAGACCAUGAGAUGGAAGGUGAACGCGUGAGAGUUGGCAACCCUGGGAUAUGGAGCCUUGCAGUCAAUUUUUACCAGUGGCCAGAUGGCCCACAAAGCACUUUCCCCAUAGACUGUGAUUAUAAAAGAGAUGUCUGUAAAACUGUUGACAGGAUACCUCAAACUGCAAACAAGGUCAGUUAUGACUCUGAAUUUUUGAUCCAUGGAGGUUUUAUAUUUGGAAGUACUUUAAAAAUCUGACAUCAUCUUAAUGUGAAGUCUACAACCUUGUAGGUGGAGCCAGCAGGAAAAACACUACUGCACAUUUUAGUGGGCUGCAUACCACAGAAGCUAGAGAACUGACCAUGGCGUUAGUUCAGGCAGGACACGAUGUCAAGCUCAGCUCACAUCCCAGCUACAUCAGCUGAUCUCAAACAGCCCAGUCAACUGAUGGAGCAGCUGAUUGAUGGAGGGAGUCAGCUAAUAGAUCACAUGAUUCCUUUCUAUGCAACCAAUUGGCAAACCUCAUUCAGGGUGUCUUAUUUAAACUGCUCUGGCCUGCCUACUGUUGCUGCUUCCUCUGCAAGCUGCUUUGCAACCUGCCUCCACCCCAGCUCCUCCUUUUCAUGCUUUCAUUUCUGUUUGUCACUGAUGCUGCUCUGUUCUGUUCCCGGGGGGUCUUUGCUGCUGCUCUCCCUGCUUUAAGCUUUUCAUGUAGGCGCAUGGAAGGGCAGGGAGGUUAGCUCUCUGUGCCUCGGGCUUACCUCACAUGCGCAUGGAAGGGCAGAGGUUAGCUCUCUCUGCCUCAGGCUUACCUCAUAUGCGCAUGGAAAGGCAGAGGUUAGCUCUCUCCACCUUAGGCUCUCUGUGUGGGCUUGAGGAAAGGCAAAGAGGCCCCAGGACAGAGCCACACUGCCAAGUAUAAUACUGUUAAUGGAAAUAAAGUUUUCCUUGACUAAA
This is a messenger RNA of Epinephelus moara (kelp grouper), 9485 nucleotides long. It is a transcript of the gene il23r, whose product is annotated as interleukin 23 receptor. Gene Ontology annotation, cellular component: signaling receptor complex; CRLF-CLCF1 complex; external side of plasma membrane. Gene Ontology annotation, molecular function: cytokine binding; cytokine receptor activity. Bases 1956 to 4664 code for a protein of 902 amino acids. The record is from RefSeq and is a predicted model, not a curated record. The transcript is spliced from 18 exons. Gene Ontology annotation, biological process: cytokine-mediated signaling pathway; positive regulation of tyrosine phosphorylation of STAT protein. NCBI's taxonomy places the organism in Eukaryota, Metazoa, Chordata, Actinopteri, Perciformes, Serranidae.